AAAGGGUAAACAGAAUAAGAAGGGAGUCAGACCAGAAAAGCUGGCAAGAUUCGUGAAAGAGCAGAGAGAUAUGGGAACUGUACUCUACGUACUCCUGUUGCCAUUGCUGCUGUUGCUGCUGCCAGGACAUGGCCCCACUAAAGCCCUCACCAAGAACAGCCCUACUUCACAGCCCUGGCAAGCCAGCAUUUUCCUGGAUAGUAGGUACCGCUGUGAAGGAGCCCUCAUCUCUUCAGAGUGGGUGAUCACUUUAAUCAACUGCUUUGGAAGCUUUCCUCUUUCCCAUUUCACUGUGGCUCUGGGUCAGCACCGGUUGAAUCUGCAGAAUGCUGAAGUCUUGUCUCUUGUUGAGGAACUGAUCCCGAUCCCCAGAAGCCUUGUGGAUAGUAGGCCGGGAAGUCUGGUUCUGGUGAAGUUGACGCAGCCUCCUUCCAUCAAGAGCUCUAUCUACCCCAUAUCUCUGAUCCAGAGUUCCAUUUUUUUCCCUUGGAAGAAGACAUGCUGGGCUCAGGGCUUUAAACCAGAUUUUGACCCCUACAUCCCACCUGAUGAGCUGUGGGGUGCUAAGAUGCCUCUCAUGUCUCGGACCAACUGUCAAGCCAUCUUCCAGCUUCAAUCUGACUGCUCCAGUCCAGAAAUAGGCAUGCCAAAUGGGACCCUGUGCACUGGUCCACCCGUCAAUUCCCCAGAGAUCACGGUGGCAGAUGGAAGUCCUCUUCUUUGCUUCUCUGCUGGUCAGUGGGUGCUGCUAGGGGUGAUGACCUGGGGACCUUGCUCUUCUAAUGGCCUCCCUGAAAUUUACAUCCCAAUUCAUUCUAUCAGCACCUGGAUCCAGGCCAAUUUUCCUAAUGUCAGAGUUGUCAAGGGUCCUUCUAAGGCCCAGUUGAAAAGCAAGUGA
This is a messenger RNA of Dromiciops gliroides (monito del monte), 898 nucleotides long. RefSeq names its product serine protease 33-like. Bases 71 to 898 code for a protein of 275 amino acids. Gene Ontology annotation, molecular function: serine-type endopeptidase activity. NCBI's taxonomy places the organism in Eukaryota, Metazoa, Chordata, Mammalia, Microbiotheria, Microbiotheriidae. Gene Ontology annotation, biological process: proteolysis. The record is from RefSeq and is a predicted model, not a curated record. The transcript has 5 exons.